UAGGUUUCUGGUGUGCGUGUAUGUGUGUUUGUUUUUUCUUCAUUUUUCUUCCUGCCUUUGCUUUCUCCGUGCCCCUCCUCGUCCCUGGCUCUGUUCAACUCAUUAAUGCCUCUUAGCUAAAGCAGGAGAGCAGAAUCCCUGCAAGAACAGGUUGCUGCUGUGGGUACCUGGGGAGUCCUGCUUACCUGAGCUGCCCCCACGCCCAUAAGAGCUGCACUGGCCACUGAAAGGAGCACUGUUCUAGGAGCAGGGAGGCUUGAUUCUGUCACUGUCUUUGCAAUAACAGCAGCAGUUACGAUAAAGGUUAACAUGUACUGAAUACUUUGUGUGGGCAGAACAUCUGUGGAUUAUCUCAUUUACUCUAACUUGGGGUACAGCUGCCCCAUUUUAAAGUUAAUGCUGACAGUCACAGUUGGUGCCAUCACUGUAAUUCACAUCCAGGUUUGUCUGCUCCAAGAGCUCAUCCUCUUCGUUACUCUGCUCCUGUUUUUCCCUUCCUGGAGUAGCUCCUUGACCUUGGUAUGCCUCCAUUUCUUUUCCUAUGAAAUGGGGAUAAUCAUUUCACAGAGCUACAUUUAUAGCUAUUGUAAUAUCCUACUAAAUACACAGUGGUGCUUUGUUGCUGAUCAAAUUUGCCUCUGAGGGUGCCCAGAUUGUGCUGAGGCUGCCUACUUCAGAGGUGGCUGGGAUGACCAGCUGGAAAGGCAGUUCCAUUAAAUUAGUAUAAAUAAAUAGUAAGCCAGAAAUCCUGUCUUUUUUAAAUCUACAGAUCUGGGACUAAGUAGAAAGGGGAAGAAAUCUGGAACUGGCUGGAAGCUUGCCCCAGGUUAGGGUCGGGGGUAACCAUUGGAUUCGUGGUGUCCAUAGAGCACAGCAGAUACCUAGCUUGAUUUUAUUCAGCGUCAAUCACAAGGCAGUCUUAUCCUGUGGAGAACUCAACCCUCCAGGUGUUUCUGGGCAGUGGUACAUUUGAGCAGGGUCAGUGCUGUGGUUUAAGAGAAUUUUUUUUUUUAAGUUUAUUUAUUUAUUUUGAGAGAGCAAGAGAACACGAGCGGGAGAGGGCCAGAGAAGGGAGAGAGAGAAUCCCAAGCAGGCUCGUCACUGUCAGCACAGAGCCCACUGCAGGUCUCAUACUCCUGAACUGUGAGAUCAUGACCUGAGUCGAAAUCAAGAGUUGCUGUUAAACCUGACCGACUGAGCCACACAUGUGCCUCUCAAGAGACUAUUCUUGAGCAAGACCCAAACAUGUGACUCGAGGCAGGGGUAGGCAUCCUGGCUGGAUCUGGAAAAGCUGAAGCCUGGCACCCAUUGUUCUGAUGGGACAAGCUGCGGUUUUCAUCAGGUAACCAGAUAUUACUUUGCUGUUAAUAAUAAUGACUGAUAGCUGUCCUAUCAUUUCUUUCUGGGGAGUGGGGCACUGUGUGGCAGGUACUCUUUAUCUGUAUUACCUGACUGAAUCCUUAACAACAGCUCUGUGAGGCAGAUACUAUUCUGCCGGUUGAGGAAAUAAAGAUUUCAAUCAGGAUCAGCAGUAAUAACUGGCAGAGUUGGCCUUUGAUUUCAAACCUGGAGCUUUGAACCAUGUCGAUGGACUGAAACAUCACUGCUUUAGGGCAUCUCUGGUGAGGCUGAGCCCAAGGAAUCUUGACUGCCUGGAUCACAGUGGCAGGGCUCACUGGGAGAGGGCAGUGGGUAGGACACCCUUCUUGAGCACUGGGCAGGGACAGUUUGUCAUUCUCUUUCCAGUGGCUGAUGGUAGAACUUACUCUUCUGAGAUCAGUGUGGUGACUUCAGAGCUCAGGACCCAUCCAUUGGUGGGCUUUCCCUGGGUGCUCUCAUGUAGGUGGACUCAGCCGCCCAGCCUAGUGGUAAAGGCUACGUUUCUCGAGCCAGACAUACUAGGUCCUCUUUAUGUGAUGUUGAAUGAUUUACCUUGUGCCUCAGUGUCCCCAUCUUUCAGUGGGGUUGUGGUGAGCAUAUACGAGUUUUAAUGUCCAUAAAGUGCUUAGUGUAGUGCCAGGCAUGCUAUCAAGUGUUCAAUAAUUGACAGCUGCUAUUAUUAGCUAUUAGCCAACAGCUAGCAAGUCCAGGGAGACUUAUGACUUUAAAACAUCUGAAGUGCUGCCAGCCUGGGACAUAGGGCUUGUGAGACUCAGCCUCGAGAAAGCUCUGAGAGCAUAAGUGUUUUCCCAAGGAAAGAGGUAGAUACAAAAGAAGGGGGACCAUUGAAAAAUCGGGGCUGGACUCCCCAUCAGAUCUGAAAACAUUGUGCUCUUGCGUGAGGUCAUCAGUUGCCUCUACACUCCUGUGGAAUGGGGGCAUCUCACAGAAGGGGACCAGAAUGGAAGAAAGAGAUCUGACCUUCUGGCACUUGCUGAUGGAUCAUCUGUUUACAUUGAUUUUCCCCUCCUUAUCUGCUGGGCAUGUUAAAAGCCUUCAGGUUCUGCUGUGUCAGGUCAUCAAAGAUGCUCUUAUGUGGAGGGCCGUUUGGGUAAAUGGGAUUAGGGCCUCUUUGGGAGGCCCAUCUGUUCUGUCCUUACCUGAAGGCCUAGGCGCCAGGAUUUGGAGGAAGCUGGUACAAGGAAGCAUCUGUCCCGUGGGGGUGGGGAUGAGGGUGAGUGGCCUGGGGUAGGUGGGUCAGACAGAGGCCAGGAAAUCCUCUUACUCUGCCAGGUACCCGGGCCUCCCUCUGCAGCAGGAGCUGAGCAGCAAACCCUGGUUGGCUAGCUCCUCUGGCUGAUGGCAUGUUGAGGCACAUGGGCCAGUGGCAGCGAGGGCAUCUGAUCCAGAGGGGGCCACUCUAGAGGCCAGGCCACCAGCACCAUGGGCCAGUGCGUCACCAAGUGCAAGAAUCCCUCAUCAACCCUGGGCAGCAAGAAUGGAGACCGUGACCCCAGCAGCAAGUCACACAGCAGGCGGAGUGCAGGCCACCGCGAGGAACAGCCACCAGCCUGUGGCAAGCCAGGUGGGGAUAUCCUUGUCAAUGGGACCAAGAAGGCAGAGGCCGUCACCGAACCCUGCCAGCUGCCAACGUCCUCUGGAGAUGCUGGGAGGGAGCCCAAGUCCAAUGCCGAGGAGUCUUCCCUGCAGAGGUUGGAAGAACUGUUCAGGCGUUAUAAGGACGAGCGGGAGGAUGCAAUUUUGGAGGAAGGCAUGGAGCGCUUUUGCAAUGACUUAUGUGUUGACCCCACGGAAUUUCGAGUGCUGCUCUUGGCUUGGAAGUUCCAGGCUGCUACCAUGUGCAAAUUCACCAGGAAGGAGUUUUUUGAUGGCUGCAAAGCAAUAAGUGCAGACAGCAUUGAUGGGAUCUGUGCACGGUUCCCUAGCCUCUUAACAGAAGCCAAACAAGAGGAUAAAUUCAAGGAUCUCUACCGGUUUACAUUUCAGUUUGGCCUGGACUCUGAAGAAGGGCAGCGGUCACUGCAUCGGGAAAUAGCCAUUGCCCUGUGGAAACUAGUCUUUACCCAGAACAAUCCUCCAGUAUUGGACCAAUGGCUAAACUUCCUAACGGAGAACCCCUCGGGGAUCAAGGGCAUCUCCCGGGACACUUGGAACAUGUUCCUUAACUUCACUCAGGUGAUUGGCCCAGACCUCAGCAACUACAGUGAAGAUGAGGCCUGGCCAAGUCUCUUCGAUACCUUUGUGGAGUGGGAAAUGGAGCGAAGGAAAAGAGAAGGGGAAGGGAGAGGUGCACUCAGCUCAGGGCCCGAGGGCUUGUGUCCCGAGGAGCAGACUUAGUGGCUCUAUCCCAGGAGCAGCGGCAGCAGCCGCAGCAAGGAUCUGCCUGCUGCUCUGUAGCCAACUGAGGGAUUGGACCUUUCUGGAAAUUACUGAAGAUCCAGAUAUUUUCUACUUUACACCUUUCUCUGCCUUGUAUCUGAAAGGGCUCUAAAAUGCUGUAUCAUGUUUUAGGCACUUUCUUCACUUUUUGGUUAUUUUGGUUAUUUCUUUUUUUUGGGGGGGUUCCCCCAAAAUAUUUGAACCUGGCUACAUGUUGUGUAUCUUUUUUUUGAAGCCUUCAGAUAGAAUAAGCCUGCCAUUUCUUGCACAAAUUAGAUUAUUAUUUUUUUUUUUUUGUGGGGGAGGGCAUAGAGCAGGGAGGGGGGAAUGGGAUGGUUAGGUUGAAUUAACAUUACAAGAUGAUACAGUGCCAGAUCUCAGUUUUGCAUAUUCUGUUUUUCAGGGCAGGUCUGUACUGUGUGUAGUGCUGUUUACAUGGUUGGAUUUAGGUUAUAAUAAUUAUUUUAAAAGAUUUACACAGAAUUGAAUAGCAGUGUUAACUGUUAACCAUAUUGCAUUAAUUCCCAGGCGAUUUAAAGCUCUUGGAGAGCCAAGGCCAGCCAAGAGCAUUUGUAGUCUGGUGACAACCCCCUUUUAAGCUAUUUUAUCCGAACCCCUUUUUUCCACUUCUUGCUCAUUCCUUCUUUGACCUAUUUCAUUUCACGUUGCAUUUAUCCAUCAACAUGCUGCACCUGUCAGUCAAGUGAGCAGUUUUUUUAUACCACAUUGUACUGAGAACCACUUAAGCAUUGAAUGCAGAGAAAGCAGUGCUACCUCAGUUUUGCUGGAAGUAGACUUUGAUAGUUUUCUUUCUUUUUUUUUUUUUUUUUUGAUGAAUAUUCUGUAUUUUCAUGUUGUAGGUGAAAAUACUUUUUUUUUUUUUUUCAUUUGCCUUGGAGCCAAAGUUUCUGUUCCUGGUGGUCGGAAAACUGUGCCUGCCGGCCAACUGACUUGAAGGAAAACUGUGGUAUGGAGCUCUGCUUGAAUUUUUUUUAUUUUUUUUAUUUUUUUUAAUUUUUUUUGAUUAUCAUCAGCUUACUUGUCUGGCAAGUGCAGAAGCCUGGGACUGGCCUGAACUCUGCCAAACAAAUAUAGAAGUGUAUUUAAUAGUUAAACUUGUGCCCUUUCCCUUCUUGCUGCACCCAUGUUGUCACUUAAUCCCCAGGAGUUAUUUAUUACCUUCUUUGUUAAUGUCAAGCUCAUUUGGGGUAAUGUGAUAACUGUUUAGGUUUACAUGACCCUCCUCUCUUUUUCCCUACCCCCAAAUAUGUAUAUAUACAUAUAUAAGAUAUGUAUAUAUUUUACCUAUAUAAAAUAUAUAUAUAUACACAUAUAUGUAUCUAUAUUCCUUUAUUUCUUUGCCUGCUAAAACUGGCCAUAAAAGAGGGAGCUGCCUUCAAUAUAUAAAGCAUAAGAAGAGUGCCAGGGAAUGUCAUAAAUGGAGGCUUUUGAAUCUGAAUUUGGACCAUUUUCACUAAAGAGAAGAUGAAUUUUCUCAGCCCUUUCCUCAUACGAGGGCGGGCCAGUUCCCCAGACUCCUCCACGUGCUUGCUCCAUAAGGUCUGCUUUGGCCAUACUGCCACACGGGAGCUGACUCUGGUCCUACCAGUUUCAGUAGAGGGUCCUCUUGUUAUUUUUCCUUUUAAAAAAACAGCCUCAAAAAACUGUACUGGAAGGGUGGGUGGCAGGAACUUGUAUAGUUCAGCUUCCAACACUUUGGAAUAGAUUGAAAAGGGAAUCUUUUGAAUAAACACUUUUAAAAUAUUUAUACUCUUGAGGUAAUGAGAGUUUGUCUAUUAAACAUUUGGAGUUUUCUUCCCUAACUACUCCCAUCUGCCUCCCAGGUAUGUUUCUCAGCCUGGGCAGAAUUUGCUUAUUUUGAGUUCCUUUAUUAGUAGCCUAUGGCUCCAGGCUCCCAUCUUUCCAAAGAGGAUUAUUUAAAGAGUUUCUGCGGUCGAUGUUUUCUAAGAUUGAUAAUGACCUAGGGAAUGUACUUGGGGGGUUGAUUUUUUUUUUUUUUUUUUAAAGCCCCUAAACCUUACAGUUGCUUCUUCUAGAGGACUAGAAAGGAAACUUUCAAAUCAGCCACAGCAAGUUAGCAGUACUGCUGGAAAGCUGAAGAGGGUCUCAGGCCAGAUGUCUGGCUUUUGUUCUAGCCUAAGACACAAGUUCCUUGAAUAAAGAGAGUUUCUAGGGGCCCAUUGGGUUUUGUGGGCUCAACUGUAGUCAGGGUGCCCAGACUGAGGUCUUAAAGGGGGAAUGCCUUUUAUCCAGCCAGUCUGCGACCUCUAGUUUUUCCUGAUUCUGGACUGGGUCAGGGUUGAAAAGGGAGAAAGGCAGGCUGCUUCUCCUAGUCCGGUAAGGCUCUCUUCUUAGAUGACAAGGGUAUAUGGAGAGAAGUGCACAAAAGAGGGAGGCACUGAGGAUCCUGAGGACUCUGGAGAAACUGGAUUCCUUUCCCAGCCUACAAGGUAGCAUUCCAUGCAUGAGGUGUACUAGACUGGGUGGAUUUUGUAAAUUAACUAUUCAGCCUCCCCACCCCCCAGAAAAGGGCCAGUAAAGAAAUUAUUUUUGGUUAUAUUUUUAAUGAUGUAUUUGUUACAGAAAUGCAAAUGAGAAACCAGAAAAGGGAGCCGUUAGGGAAGGACUUAAAGGGUCCUUCAAGGUUUGACUUCAUGAUGCAAGGAAUUCCAAGCUUCCACAGUAGCUCUGCGCCAAUACUUGACUACAGGAAAAGCAGUUUUGCAGAGGGAUCGAAGAUGGGUGUGUAUGUAGGAUUUGUAGUCAUUUCUGGGAAGUGAAAGGUCUCUGGUCCUUUUAACCUAGAAACAGGUUUUCUGUUUAAUGGGUGAGCAGUAAUUGUGUGGAAGAGGCCAAAUGCGUGCCCCUCAGGUAAGCCAGUGCACUCUUCACUUUAACAAUGUAACACCAGGGUGGUGUGAAGAGGGGCAGGAUAUGGAUGCAAUUUUGAAAAUAGGCAAAUAUCUGAGGGUAACUACAAUACAUUGAAUACGUAUUGGGAAAUUCUUGGUUUUCAGCAAAUGGCUGAGUUUGUGGUUAGUGAUUAGAAAGCUGUAUGAGAUGAAGUGUUGCUUCAUUGAAAUGCUCUUCCCCCAUCCCUGCCAUAUUUGAAUGUAUCAUUAACCCCACCUAUUGUAAUGACUUUGCUGUGCUUCAGCUGGUUGCCUCAACAGUGUUUCCUCAUCUGUGCCAGAUGUGCUCACAUCUGUGAGAUGUGAGAUAGGUCCCAGACACCAUGUCUACCCUUCCAAUAAGAAGUAUUAGAGCUGGGUAAAGAUCCCAAUUUCAACCAAGCCCACAGGCCCAAAGAAAUCCAACUGAAAACGUACAGGGCAGUGUUUUUGACAUUAAAACUUUCCUAAGGAAGGCACAAACUAGCCUUCUUAGAAAGGAAGAAGGGAUUAAGCCACAAAGUAUUUAAUCAGUCUUUGAAACAGUCUUGAUUUCCCAGAGGCUGAUGCCAAAUUCAGCCCUCAUUGCUGGAGCCUGUAGGAUGUGGGACUCCAUAGUUCGUGUGAUGGCCUCAAAUACUAUACACUAUGCCAAAUUGCAUUAAAUAGUGGGAAAUUACUGGGAUAAGGACUUGGGUCUAAAAGUUGAAGAACCAAAAUAUCUGUAUUUAAGACUUUGGUUUGCCACAUUUAAAGUGAAGUAUUGAGUGUAGUGAAGCCCAGAAGUAGACCCAAUUAUGCAAUUAUAAGGGCUGGAGAGAAGAUGCUGCUAGGUUUGUUUUGUUUUAACUGCCUGCUUUCGCCUUUUUCUUGUGUCUCUAAUGUUUGAUUAGUGAUGACUUGAACAUCUUGGCAACUGACAAAGGUCUUCAGUGGUGGACUCUAGCAGUAUCUUGUUUAGAAAGGACUAUUAAAAGUUAGUAUACAGUAUGUUGAGACUCACUUGAGGACAUUCACAUUGAUCCUCAACUUACUCCAUAAUCUGUUUUUUGAAUCUUAUAGGGUGGUUUCCACUCACCCCUUUCAGAAUUUAUUCCUAUAAGCUGUAAUUAUAGCAUAUAUCCAGUUUAAUCUGGACUGGGGGCCGUGUUAAGGUGAGGAUCUGCAGAUGUUUUUUCUUACUGAAAGACAGACGUGAGCACUGGUUGCAGACGCCAAGAUGAUUUAUAUAGCUUUGAGUAACCGUCAGGUACUGCGGCAUCACAUCCUCCCUAUUCCUCUUGGAAACUAAGCCUGCUUUCAUAGAUACCUUUUUCCACCAUGCACCUUCCCUUCUUUCAAUAUAAUCUUGGAUAAUGCCAAAGGAAGCCAUUCAACAGAAGCACACCUCCCCACCGGCCCUGCCAUUUAUUCUGGGGGAAGUAUCUUCCCUCUGACUCUGGUCCCCAGCCCCGAAUCUGUAAUAAACUCCUCUUACCUGUUGCACUAAUGAAUAUAAUUCUAGGUUUCAAAGGGGGAAUUUGAAGCAAUAGGCAAAUGGGGCUUGGAUGAAUUGGUCCUACAGAUACCCUGCCUUAACCCACUGAGGUGAUGAGUCCACUACUCAUGUGACCCUCCACCUUUGUGGAUUCCUCUUGGUUUGUGACCAGUCUGUCUGUUUCUUGAGGUUGUACAAACUUGUUGACAAAGGUCAAUACUUUUGUUUGUAUUCUCUGCACUGUUGCACUCUCCAAAUGGCCCCUUGAAUAUUUUUAACUUGUUACACACGUUUUGGUCUUUGUCUACAUUUUUCUUUUGAUGUUUUUGUUUUUUUAUUUGAAAGGUUACCUGCUGUUGGAUUUAAUAAAUUUGUUUACUUGACUGUUGACAA
Neofelis nebulosa (Clouded leopard) is the source of this 8562-nucleotide messenger RNA. It is a transcript of the gene DCUN1D3, whose product is annotated as defective in cullin neddylation 1 domain containing 3. Gene Ontology annotation, cellular component: ubiquitin ligase complex. Lineage: Eukaryota; Metazoa; Chordata; Mammalia; Carnivora; Felidae. Bases 2824 to 3738 code for a protein of 304 amino acids. The record is from RefSeq and is a predicted model, not a curated record. Gene Ontology annotation, biological process: positive regulation of ubiquitin-protein transferase activity; protein neddylation. Gene Ontology annotation, molecular function: cullin family protein binding; ubiquitin-like protein binding; ubiquitin conjugating enzyme binding. The transcript has 3 exons.